AUGCCAUCAAACCCCUGGCACAGGCGUGUGCGACGUAUGCUCUUCGUGAGCGGCGCUGUCGGUACACUCUACUUCCUGUUCGGAUACGUCGGGGCGCGGAUGCGCGAUGCCCGCCUGCGCGCAAUGCGUGAGCGGCGUGAGAGAGAGACUCUCAAAGCCCACUUCACCUCCCUCCUCUCAACGAUCAGUUUUACACUAUACGCUCUCCUGCCCAACCUCGAACCCGCCCUCUUCGCAGCCUACCCCGUCGAGUCAACUUCUCAGGCAUUACAGGCGAAAUCCGCCCCUCCCGAAGUGACAUUCGACAGCAACCUUCGCCAGAUGACCCAGGAUGACAGUGACGGUGGCGUUGGAGCACUCGGCAGUCCGGCGGAUACCGGCACGACCGAGCCGACGCCGGCAAGCACACCCGCCGACUCACUUCUUCUCGGACACGACGGGUAUUCUACUGAUGGCGGGGUUGCUGAGUUGUCCGCCAGACGCGCACCGGAACCGGGGACUUUGGCUGAGUCGCUCGCGAGUGUCGCGUCGGAGAGCACGGACGCGACGGAGGUUACGUUGCCGGCGGAGAGUUGGGCCAGCGAGUUUACGCGGAGCAGCGACGACGAGCUGCUCACAUCCUCGACUAUCUCGCAGGCAAUCUCGCUGCCGCCCACUGAUACCUCUUCCGUCGUGCCCUCGCCGCAGAGCCAGAUGUCGCCGCUUGAGGCUAGCCCCCCGCACCGAAUCCAUGAGCCCGAGGCCUCGCCGCCCCAGGACCCGCGGACCAAGAAGCAACUGUGGCGCGACCUCAAGGUGCAGAGCCUCACUCGCGCCUUCGCCACCGCGUACCUCGUCCCGCUCAUCUACCUCCUCACCUCGUCCCAGCUUACGAUCCUCUCCCGCGGCCGCUACCUCGAAGACGUGCAGGCGGCGCACCGCGCGCGCGAACGCGAGGCUGCUGAGCGCGCUGCCCUCAAGGCCAUGUACACGCCAAAGUCGCUUUGGUCGUACCUUUCGCCCGACAACUAUGUGCCCGAGGCCCUCCGCUCCUACCUCCCGUGGUCGGUACCCGCUGACCCGCUGGACGAAGACCUCGCGCUCUCCCUGGAGGCCGAGCGCAACGCAGGCAACGCCGAUGCGGAGCGCCUCUUCCUCACCUACUCCUGGUGGCUGCUGAACGAGGGUUGGCGCACCGUCUCUGAGCGGGUGGAGGGCGCCGUUGACCGUGUCUUCGGCGGCCUGGGGUUGAAGCGUGAACUGACGGCCGAGACGUGGCCCGCGCUCGUGAAGGAGGUUCGCGCGCAAGUGGAGACGGACUCGGCAGAGCAGACCAACGCCCAAGGCCACCACGCGCACGGCAAGCACGCCCUGUUUGACUUCACUGCCGUCCUGCUUCCCCCGACCCCCCUGCCGGCACUGUACGACUGCCCCCUCCCCACGACACCAGGUGACAUCCCGCACGGCGCAGCCCACCUCGCAAACCUGCUCAGCCAGACGCGCGAGCACGUGAGCAGCCCCGACGCGCGCGCGCUCCUCGACACGGGUGUCAGCGCCAUGCUCACCAGUCUCACGGACGCUCUGCGUAACCCCGACGGCAGCGGGCGCCGGCGCCUGGCCGACAUCCUGCCCGAGCUGAACCGCUGGUCCCGCGGUGUGUGGGAGGGAAUUCCCGACGGCGGAGUUGAGGCGCUCCUUGCCCUGCCGGAGUUUGAGGCUUUCGCAGCCGUCAUCUUUGGCGACUGGGCGCCGAGACCGAGCCCGGUGCCAUCCGAGUAG
This is a messenger RNA of Cutaneotrichosporon cavernicola, 1758 nucleotides long. RefSeq lists its product as uncharacterized. Gene Ontology annotation, molecular function: protein-macromolecule adaptor activity. The record is from RefSeq and is a predicted model, not a curated record. Gene Ontology annotation, cellular component: peroxisomal membrane. Gene Ontology annotation, biological process: protein import into peroxisome membrane. NCBI's taxonomy places the organism in Eukaryota, Fungi, Basidiomycota, Tremellomycetes, Trichosporonales, Trichosporonaceae. Bases 1 to 1758 code for a protein of 585 amino acids. The transcript is spliced from 5 exons.